AUGUCUGGAAAAGGAAAAAAGUUACAACCGAGGUUUGUAGGACCUUAUAAGAUUAUCCAACAUGUAGGAAAUGUGGCCUAUAAGGUAGAAUUGCCACCAAGUUUGUCUCGGAUUCACAACGGUUUCCACGUGUCUAUGCUUAAGAAAUAUCAUCUAGAUCCUUCUCAUAUUCUGCAACCGGAAAGUAUUGAGAUUGAUGAGACAUUGACCUAUGAGGAGAAACCAAUAAAGCUUUUAGAUAGUAAGGUGCAAGAACUGAGGAACAAGCGGAUUCUUUUGGUGAAAGUUCUUUGGAGGAACCAUGAGCUAGAGAAAGCGACUUGGGAAGUUGAAGAAGUAAUUCGAGAAAAAUAUCCAGACCUGUUCACAAAUCAAG
Molecule: messenger RNA, 376 nt
Organism: Coffea eugenioides
Lineage: Eukaryota; Viridiplantae; Streptophyta; Magnoliopsida; Gentianales; Rubiaceae
Exons: 1
Source: RefSeq, a predicted model, not a curated record